Molecule: messenger RNA, 1985 nt
Organism: Somion occarium
Lineage: Eukaryota; Fungi; Basidiomycota; Agaricomycetes; Polyporales; Cerrenaceae
Source: the annotation of a GenBank genome assembly
GUGCAUUGCUUAGGCUGCGCUGCUUGUCCAGCUAAGUUCUACAAGUAUGAAAUUCCUGCAUGCCCUCCUCCCUUGCGAGCUUGGCGUGAGUCAACUGUGGCAUAUUCUAUCACGUCAUCAGCCAGUGGCGUUUACAGGGUCAAAGGAAUGGACAUAUAUAUGCCCAAUAUGCUUCUUCGUCCUAUUCAAUCCCUUUCUUGCGCUACUCUGUGUCCAUAACUACAAUGAAUUUGCCUCUGCUUUCUGCUGUGCUGGUUCUGUGUCUCGUGUGGGUCUUCAAUCAAUUACGUAGGGUAGGCUCGAGGGAACAUGGCCUCCCUCCUGGACCUCCUACCAUUCCCCUCCUUGGAAACUUGCACAUUUUUCCAACAUCGUUCGCUCAUGAGAAGUUCACUGAAUGGGCGAAGACCUAUGGCGGUAUCUAUUCGCUCAAACUGGCUUCUAUGACUGCAGUGGUCAUAUCUGAUCCCAAGCUACUCCGAGAAUGUCUGGAUUUGCAAGGCAGAUUGACUUCUGACCGCCCUCCAAUGUAUGCUGCCGAGUUAAUCUGGGAAGAUGAAGAGCUUGUUAUGACUCGAUCUGGUCCGCUGUGGAAGACCAUGCGUCGUGCGGCGCAUGACAUCUUAUCGCGAGAUGCUUGCAUGAAGCACUUACCGAUACAGCGUGCUGAAGCCGUAAAGCUCAUGUAUGAUCUCUUGGAACGACCAAAGCAAUUCUAUACCCAUGUCUUCCGUUAUGCUGCCUCAGUUAUCCACUCGAUGGUCUUUGGGAUACACUGUCCUGAAUUCGACAACAGCUUUCUCCAAGAUUUCAUAUCUUCAAUGGACAUGGCCGUCAAUUUAAUCAAGCCGGGUGGACUGCCCCCAGUUGAGCUUAUCCCUGCCUUGAAAUAUAUUCCGGAGCGUUGGGCUCCAUGGAAGCAACUUUGUAAAGAGGCACGUGGUCUACAGCGUAGGCUAUGCUUUGGCUUGCUAGAUGUUACUAUCAACCGCAUCAAAGAUGGCAGGCGUACGGAUUGCUUCAUGGAAUACUUACUGGACCAUCAAGAACAAUACGGUUUGGACUAUGAAAUAUCAGCAUAUCUCGGCGGGUCCCUGCUGCAAGCUGGAUCAUUCACUACAACUGCCUAUUUGCGGUUCUUCAUUGCAUGUAUCACUACGGCUCCUGAUGUCCUGGGACGAGCACAGGCGGAGAUUGAUCAUAUAGUGGGUCCUGAUAAGCUACCAGAACUUGAUGAUCUGGAGAACCUGCCAUACUUAAGGGCAGUUAUCAAUGAAGUCCACCGGUUCCGGCCUAUUGCACCAAUUGCUGUUCCUCAUGCCUCCACCACUGACGUACGGGUUGGCGAGUAUAUUAUCCCCAAAGGAUGCACCAUCUUUAUGAAUACCUGGGGCAUUCACCACAAUGAAGACUGUUUUUACACUCCGGAAGUAUUCGAUCCUGAAAGAUACCUGCAUUCGGAGUUUGGUACAAAGGCCGGUGUUGACACCACUGAAUAUCGAAAUGACUUCAUAUUCGGAGCAGGACGACGAAUUUGUCCCGGCUCAUUGCUCGCAUCAAAUUCCAUUGCCUUGAAUGUCAUGUACAUGAUCUGGGCUUUCAACUUCACGCCAACAAGAGACCCUAUCAGUGGAGAACUGAAGCAUAUCGACUUAGGAAACAUCAUGGAUGGAGUCGUCUUAGUCCCGAAGCCCUUCGAAUGUGAGAUACGUCCACGCAGCGCAGCCAAAGCCAGUUUGAUAUGCAGGGAAUACGUACUUGCAACAGAUACAUUCAAGCUUUUCGAGCAUCACACUUCGGUAGAUUGUUAAGGGGUAAGAUUAUUUUGAUUCAUUCCUGGCCUUGACUCGUGCCUUGCUUAGAGGGGUCUCUGUAUUGAUCGGUUGAAGAGAUUGAAUGUAACACUUUGUUUCCUUCGAAUAGUACAUGUAUAUCUUCUGUAGCGUAACUGAAAGUAUAUCGUUGCACUUGAGCGGUAGACCAUC